AUGUCAAGCAAACCUAAUUCAAAGGGCUCCAAGCAUCCGUCGACCAGUACCAGAGACUCCACUCGGCAUGUGAGUAGCUCCAGCCAGAGGUUAAGUCGUCGGAGCAAAAGUAACCGAGUCAAGUCACAAUCGGACGGUACUCAUACCGGUACCAGGGUAAGGGGAAGUUAAGGUUUUUGAUUUAAAAGGACAAGUUAUACGCUGGCUUAUCGACCUUUCUCGAUUUUUGGGUAAUUAUAAGGAAAGUUAUUGCCAUUUCAUAGUUUACCUUUUCCAGAGCAUGUCCAGGUUGCGCCUUCAGAAGACUAGUUAUCUGCUCCAAGUUUAUAAGUCCUCGACAUAUGAGGACUUGGCCAUUCAGUGUGAGAACAUCAUAGACGACGCUCACGAGCACAUAGAACGACUGUUUCUUGUCACAUCGCUACGAAACUUUUCGGUCGAUAACGAUGAAAAGAUCAGUCUGGACUACGCCGACUUCUCCAACUGCUCCAGUAGAGAAAUGACUCCGUAAGGCUGAUCUUGUGUUAUGUUCAGGCUUCGGAAAUAUAGUUUUCAGCUAUUAUUUUUUAUUUAAAGGUACGAGGGUUUAGGAUAAUAUAAAUACAAUACUGUGUUUCUAAAUGUCAUUUUAGUCCGACAUCUCCAAAAACUCACCAACAAACCCGAACACCCUUCUCAACCCCCACACCGUCAAUUAGAGAAGGUCCUCACACCCCAACAUCAGACUUCGAAACUCUGAAACACGAUGGUAAUAUCACUACACCGCCUAACACUCCCAACUUUGACCUGUUUCUGGCUGAACUGCGUAAGGAAUGCGAGUCCAGUCCAGUGCAUCGAGAACGUUCGGCCAAGGCGGCUGCUAUGUGUCUGCUUAAAGGGCUUGGACUGUUUGGACAAAAGAUACCACAUCGAAGUCCAGCUCAAAGUCUGAGGCUUAAACGAGCACUUAGGGUAAGGGUUUAGUGUUAGAAUGAGACCUGUAGAGGGGCUGGGCCUAGUGGGUUCUCUUUUAGGUCUAGUUAGGAAUGUUUUGGCCUUUCUAGGAAGUUUUUGACCGGAAUUUGUAAUUUUUUGCAAAAAUUCGAUUUUUUAAAAAAUAGAUAUAAAAUACGAAAUUUUAAGGAAAAAAUACUGGAAGAGAACCACUCGACCGAACAGAUAGUACCACUGAAAAGGGAAAGCCUGGUCUCAUUUCCAAAAGCUUACAGAGUCCAACAAGGAAUGUCAGUGACCAAAUGUGACACUUCAAAGGAACGGUCGAAGGUCAAGUCUAACGGUAAAUUUAGUUUAAGAUUUGAAUAUCAAAUUAAAAAUAAAAUAUUUAAAAAUACUGUAUUUUAGCCACCUUGUCCGUCACAGAACUAGAAGAUGGUAUGCAGAUUUCAUUGAAGUUGACUUUAAACGUUGGAGAAUACUGUAAGUUUUUUAAUUCAAAAUUUUAAAAACUUUUAGCGACCAAACCAGUCCAUCUUGUGUUCAAAUGCAGCGGCGCGGAUAAUCGACCGGUCGAUCUGACCCUGAAUGGAGUCAGUGGAUGGAACGAUAAACAAGGACCACUCGCGAGCAAGGAUAACUGA
Molecule: messenger RNA, 1577 nt
Organism: Bursaphelenchus okinawaensis
Lineage: Eukaryota; Metazoa; Nematoda; Chromadorea; Rhabditida; Aphelenchoididae
Source: the annotation of a GenBank genome assembly